Messenger RNA from Mycena indigotica, 408 nucleotides. RefSeq lists its product as uncharacterized. The transcript is spliced from 4 exons. NCBI's taxonomy places the organism in Eukaryota, Fungi, Basidiomycota, Agaricomycetes, Agaricales, Mycenaceae. The coding region runs from base 1 to 408 and encodes 135 amino acids. The record is from RefSeq and is a predicted model, not a curated record.
AUGUCGUCUCCUCGAGCGGAAGACCCACCAGAAGGCGUAGUUGAGCCAGAGACCGUGACAUCCCUCCAAGAAGAGCAGGAAGAGGAUAGCGACGACUAUGAUGAGGAGCCUGAAGACGACGGCGACGGUGGUGAGGACUAUGAGGAGGAUCAGGGAACACAGAAACAGUCCAGUCUGACGGCGCUGCUGUUAGCGAACCCCAAUGGCGCUGGCGGAGAAGAGGACGAUGACGAGGACGAUGAAGGAGAAGAAUACGAUGAAGACAACGAUGAGGAUGAUGACUACAACGACCAAGACGAAGCAGAUUACUCCAAAGCAUCGCCAGUCUCCAAGAAACGGUCAUUUGAAGACGUCGCUGGCGAAGAUGACGAGGAUGAAGGUGGAGGAAAUAAGAAAGUCAAGGCUUGA